Molecule: messenger RNA, 1850 nt
Organism: Lutzomyia longipalpis
Lineage: Eukaryota; Metazoa; Arthropoda; Insecta; Diptera; Psychodidae
Gene: CDC50
Product: cell cycle control protein 50A
Exons: 3
Coding region: 299-1375 (358 amino acids)
Cellular component (GO): endoplasmic reticulum; Golgi apparatus; plasma membrane
Source: RefSeq, a predicted model, not a curated record
AAUCUUAUAGCCACAGGAAUUCCUGGAAUUUAUCCAUUUUAACUUUCGAGAAAUAAAAAUCUGUCGUUUUAGACAGAAUCUUUUUUUUUCAAUCAAUAUUGGAAAGAAAGGAUAAAAAAUUUCCAAAGACAAUCCAUGGAAUAAUCGACAGAUGUUCUUUAUUGGGUGAUGAGUCAGAUUGUCAAAAAUUCGUGUUGUGUUGUUUUUAUCUGAGGAAAAAGGAGUUUUCCGUGCAAAAGGAUCAAUAAUUUCCUGAAACGCAUUAUUGGGACUCCGUGGGGCACUUUAGUGUGAGAAAAUGGCUUCUGUGGGGGAGUCAGAAGUCACUGUAAAAUCGAAACGACCUUCAGAUUCGGCAUUUAAGCAGCAGCGCCUUCCAGCGUGGCAGCCUGUUCUCACAGCUGGCACUGUCCUGCCCACAUUCUUCAUCAUUGGCAUUGCCUUCAUACCUGUUGGUGUGGCUCUGCUCUACUUCUCGGACAAUGUUCAGGAGCACAUUAUUGACUACACGCACUGCAAGCAGCUCGGUAGUCUCACAAGUAACAUCACAUGCGCCGAAGUUAUCAAGACAGACGGUGGGAAUUGCACGUGCGAGAUUACCUUUACCCUGCAUGAGGAUUUCCAGGGAAAGGUCUUCAUGUAUUAUGGGUUGAGUAACUUCUAUCAGAAUCAUCGACGCUAUGUGAAAUCUCGCGAUGAUGAUCAGCUUCUGGGACGUCUGUCGUCAACACCUUCAAGCGACUGCAUCCCCUUUGCCUAUGCUGAUGAAGCUAACACAAUCCCCAUUGCUCCCUGUGGGGCCAUUGCUAAUUCCCUCUUCUCUGACACGCUGACAAUUCACUCCCACACUGAUGGGGUAGUGCCACUGCUACGUACUGGGAUUGCCUGGCCAUCGGACAGGGAGAUAAAGUUCCGCAAUCCAGAGGGAGAUCUCAAGCAAGCACUGCAGGGAUUUGCAAGACCACGUGCCUGGACGCGGAAUUUGUGGGAAUUGGACCUCGAGAAUCCGGAGAAUAAUGGAUUCCAGAAUGAGGAUCUCAUCGUGUGGAUGCGUACAGCAGCCUUGCCAAGCUUCCGGAAGCUCUACAGGCGUGUCGACCACACAAAUGCCCCCUUCACGGAGGGUCUCCCCAAGGGGGAGUACACGCUGAGAGUGGACUACGCGUACUCAGUGACAGAGUUUGAGGGUUCAAAGAAGAUGAUUCUGUCGACGACAUCCGUACUGGGUGGAAAGAAUCCCUUCCUGGGUAUUGCCUACAUCGUUGUGGGUUGCAUUUGCCUUCUCCUUGGCAUUGUGCUGCUAUUUAUCCAUAUCAAAUUCUCCAAAAACACCACAGAAAUGAUAAAUGUAAAUCCUCGCACGCCCUACACAUAAAGCACACGAGCACUUAUCGCGGGGGAGUGCGAAUGAAAGUGAUAAAGAAGUUCACAAGAAAUACCUUCUCACGCGUGAACAAUGCCAAUGCAGUUCUUUUUUUUCUUAAGUAUUUUUUUUUUGUAUCGCGCUAUAUGAUGUGAGAUAAGAGUUUAAGUAGAAAAUGAAGGAAACCCAAACAUUACUUGGUGCAUUGAUUAAAUUAAUUUAAAGAAAACCUCUUUAUUACUGUGGACAUCGAAGAUGAAGAAGAUUUACCUUUUUUUCUCACUCUAAAACUUUAUUAUUGCCGCGUAGAAAUCACCUGUUUGUAUUUCUUUUUGUUAUAAAAAAAAAUGUGCGCAAAUGUAUGUAGUGUAGAUGGUAGUUUUUGAAGAAGGCAAACUAAUGUGCCGAAAAGCGAAAAACAAAGAUUAAAAAAGUGAUUGUAUGUUUAAAAACAAUUAAUAAAUAAAUAUGAAUGUUAAUUAAGAAA